Onychostoma macrolepis is the source of this 2349-nucleotide messenger RNA. RefSeq names its product activating transcription factor 7 interacting protein 2 (gene atf7ip2). Gene Ontology annotation, cellular component: transcription regulator complex; nucleus. The transcript has 12 exons. The record is from RefSeq and is a predicted model, not a curated record. Gene Ontology annotation, biological process: regulation of DNA-templated transcription. Lineage: Eukaryota; Metazoa; Chordata; Actinopteri; Cypriniformes; Cyprinidae. Bases 199 to 1434 code for a protein of 411 amino acids. Gene Ontology annotation, molecular function: protein binding; transcription coregulator activity.
AUUGUUUACAUUGUUAUUUGCUUCUGGAUUGUCGGCGUCGUCGAGUGUAGCUAGCGUUUCGGAGGAAAGGCCAUUUACCAUUAGUGCAGCUAGAAGCGUCGGUAACGCUUUUCAUCCAGAGAGCUUGUUUGUUGCCAUACUUGCUUGUUUUUGCCAUACUUGCACGUCAUUUCCGGGGUUUUGUUUCAUUCAGUGUCGAUGUGUUUAUGUAUAAAAAGCCCAGGAUCGUCUUCGAUGCCACGCUUUGAGCCAGCUGUCUGUGUUAUGGCUACGAUUGAAUCUUGGUUGCCGUUUAAUCUGAAACGAAGUACACAUGUUUUCAUUGAGGGCAUGAAAAGGUCCAGAAAUGAGGACUCCGCAACAUUACACUUUGCUGGGCAGAAGGCGAAUAAGCUCCCUCGAUCUGAGAUUGAAAAGCUAAUUUCCGAGAAGGUUGUGACCGCAGUCGAGCAGUCUGAUUCCAAAAUGAAGAAUCUGAUGGAGAGAAUCGGCGAGGUGAAUGGUGAACCCAGAUACGAUGCCAAAAUCAAGAAACUGGAAGCUCAUGUAAGGAAAAUAAAACGAAGGGGAGAUGCAGUAUUUGCAUAUAUCAGAAAGUUCAGGUCCUUAGGGAUUUCUCAGAAUCAGUCUCCUCCUUCUGUAAGUCCUCCUCCUGUGCAGCCCCAGCGAUGCAUCUCUCCAGCUGAACCAAUAACCAAUAUAUUCAGAUCAGUCAAUGGAGGGUGUUUCAGUGACAAUGCUUCAGUGUCAUCAGCAGACAAUGAUUGUGAGAUGACCACACUGAAAAGACCAAAGAAAGGGUUCUGGCAGAGUUUGGUAAAGCGGCCUAAGAAUCAGGUUGUUGACCUUACAGAAGACAGAGCGGCCAGACUGAAUGAAGAAAGCCUGGUUACCCAACCAUCAGAUCAGAAAUCAGAACCUUCAAGACAGGAACCAUCAAAACCCUCAAGCACACCACCUAUAGCUAUUAAAGAAGAAAAAGAAAGUGUUAUGGAGGAGGACCGUGUCAGUUCUUCAGUUCAGUUGGAAGAGGAGGACUGGCACUCAAAACUCCAUCCGUUCCCAGACACCCCGUUUCCUAAAGAGCUUCCGGUUGUAGCUGCCUCUUAUAACUUGCCCCAGAAGCCAGUGGUGAAACUAGCUCGGAUUGGAAGCGCACAAGAACUAGGCAUCGCGUGGAACGUGGAUCGGAAAGAUCCCCAUGUAGCAGAGAUGGAUUGCUACUACAUUUACGUUUCCCAUGAACACAAAAACAGCACUUUUUCAGGAUGGAAGUGCCUUGGAGAGAUCAAAGCUAUGCCUCUUCCUAUGGCCUGCAAGGUGUCAGACUGCAAAGGAGAUAAACGACUGUGCUUUAUCGUUGUGGGGAAGGAUAUAUUUGGCCGUUAUGGGCCAUACAGUGACAUACGCACUGUUGCAUCAGGACAAAUAUGAUUUUGGCAACAUUUCUCCAGUGUGUUGAAACUUUUGUUCAUAUAAGGUUUGAAGGAGUAUGAAUGUGACUCUUUCUACUGUAAUUUAGAGUAUUUAAUUUUUUUAAGAUUUGAAUUUCUUAAAAGAUGUUAAGUUGGGUACAAAUAAAGUUAAAGCUGCUGUUUUUUUCCCUCCAUUUUUGUAUUUCUAGUUGUUUUCCUUUCUCUGAAGAAAAAUGGUUUUUUUUUUUUUUUUUUUUUUAGUACCAGAGAGCCCAGAAAAUCAUUCCACUUCCAUGAAUCUCACUAACACAAAAGUAUUAAGAAAGAAGCUGCUGUCUUGUAUUGUUUUUAUUGGUUAUAAAGUUACAAACUGAUUUAAUUUGUCUCUGGUCUUCAUAAUAUGAAGUCUUCAGUGGUAUGAGUCAACAAAGCAAUCACUAGCCAUAAUAGACAGUGAUUGUGAACGUCUAAUGUAAGCAGCAGAAAACAUUUCAGAGACAACAUUUGUUUCCUGUAACGACUCCAGUUGAGGGUACUACUUCAUGCUGCUGCAGAAAUUACACUCCACUCAAAUGGAGAAAUAACACUAUAUCAGUCAUCCUCAAAAAUGUUGACUUCCGACUCAUUUAUUUUAUAUUUAUGAAGUUCUGAAUUCAGUUCAGUUCAUUUUUCUGACAUAAAAGAUAGAAGUUGCUUAUUAAUAUCUCUUUUUCAUUUCACAGAUGAAGCAAGAUUUGUAACAAUUGUGACAUUAGAUGCAUCUGAAAGCACACCAAAAUUUUUUUUUUUUUUUUUUAUAAUUAUUCACACAGUUGUUUACAUAAACAUAAAUCAAGAUUGCACCAGUAACCUGUAAAUGAAGUGGGCAUAAAGGUAAAUUUUAGUGUUGUCAAAUGAUUUAUCGUGUCCAAAAUAAAAGUUUUUGUUUACAUAG